GCACAAGGUCGACUAUGUUCAUGAUGGGAGGCGACAACCCUCAUCCCCAAGAAGACCACUUUUUUUCUUUGAGUUUUGCGCAAUUGCCUGCCGGUUACAAACAAGCCCAAUGAAAAGGUCGACCUUCAAUAUGGCGGCCAUUCAAACCCAGAUUUACUCUCAAAGUUUCGGGUUUCCCACCGGAACUCCACCGGAAUACUUGGCCGUCAACCCAUCGCCGUCUGCAACACAGAAUCCUCCUCCUCCUCCUCAACCCUUCUCGCAGCCCUUUGCUCCCGCCGCCGAGUUCGAGAACCAAAUCUCCGAUUUUGAUCGACUAAUCUGUUUGCAGAACGAGAGAUUGAGAUUGGGCUUACAGAGGAAGGGGAAGCAAGAAAUGGGGUUGGUGAUGAGACACUGGGAGCCAAAGAUUCGAUUUUUACUGAAGCGAAAGGAGGCGGAAAUACGGGAGGCUCUGAACAAGAACGCAGAGCUGGAAGCUCUGUUGAGAGGGGCGGGAGCGGAGAGGGAAGGGUGGAAGAGCGCGGCGAUGGAGAGGGAGGCGGCGGCGGGGGCUCUGGAGGCCGAAAUCAGACGGGUGCAGCAGGGAGCUGGAGAAAAGGGGGCGGCGGCGGCGGAGUCGUGGUGCGACGGCGGCGGGGAGAGGAUGACGGCGGCGGUGUGCAGGAGUUGCAAUAGGGAGGAAUGCAGCGUGGUGUUCAUGCCGUGCAGGCAUUUGGGUUCGUGUAAAUCAUGUGAAGGGUUAUUGGAAUGGUGCCCUCUGUGUUGGACUGUAAAGAGAACCGCCAUUGAUGCUCUCCUCUCAUAAUUAUUCCCCCAUUUCUUUCUUCUUUCUCAUCGUCCCUUUCCUUUUUCUUUUAAAUCAUUAAUCCCCUGUAGUAAUAGAAAUCUAUAGUAGUA
Molecule: messenger RNA, 900 nt
Organism: Cuscuta campestris
Lineage: Eukaryota; Viridiplantae; Streptophyta; Magnoliopsida; Solanales; Convolvulaceae
Source: the annotation of a GenBank genome assembly